Durio zibethinus is the source of this 1179-nucleotide messenger RNA. RefSeq lists its product as uncharacterized. Gene Ontology annotation, biological process: ubiquitin-dependent protein catabolic process via the multivesicular body sorting pathway. Lineage: Eukaryota; Viridiplantae; Streptophyta; Magnoliopsida; Malvales; Malvaceae. Gene Ontology annotation, cellular component: ESCRT I complex. Gene Ontology annotation, molecular function: ubiquitin binding. The record is from RefSeq and is a predicted model, not a curated record.
UUUUUAAAAAUAAUUUUUCCGCAACCGCGUACUCGCCAGUCAGGUCUCGCUUCAAAAAAAAAGCUAAAAGGCUCAGCAGACAAGACUUUUUUUGUUUUUUGUUUAACAAUUCCUUGUAUUUUUCUUCUCACAACUUGCCUAUUUUUCAUAUAUUCCCCUCCCCUCUCUUGCAAAAUUCCAUCAUCCUCUUUGACCACUUUCACAAUGGAUCACGAUUUCAGGAACAGAACAGGUCAGGCGCAAAUCCCGAUGUACCGGCAACAACCCACUUCAUCAUCAGCAUCAUCUUCCCAUCCGAUGUACGGACCUUCAUUAUAUCCAAAGAUCGGUCAACCCGUUCACAGCGUAGUCCCUCCCGCAUCCCGCACCUCCUCUUUCCAGCAGACUUCUUCUCCGUCCUCUUCCUCCGGAUUGGGCGUUAGGGUUGCUUUGAAACCAGAAUAUCGUAUUGCUCCUCCGCCUCAGUUGUCGCCCCAAGUUGGGGAUAUUCCUCGAAGCAAUUUCCAGUUUGAUUUCGAGUUUGAGAGGAAAGUCUUGGCUGAAGCAGACAAGGAAAGCAUGAAUUGGAGCAGGCUUGGCUUGGAAAACCUUCCUUCGAAACCGACCCAAUCAACUUCUUCACCUGUUGCAAAUUCAGAUCCUGUGGUGAGCAAAUACAUUGCCUCCGGACUCAGCCGAGAAGCUGUUAGCGUUGCAGUUGCAAAUUAUGGAGACAAUUCAAUCAAGGUUCGGGAAUUUGUCAAUGGUUAUAACCUACUGCGAGAAAUGGGAUUCUCAUCAAACAAUGUUGCUGAAGCCUUACUCAUGCAUGACAAUGACACAGACAAGGCAUUGGCACAUUUCCUUAACAGUUCAUCAUGAGGAUGAUAUAAACUAAAUAGUUUGUAUUUGAGUGAACACUGGAGUAAUAAUCUGAUACCCUUAUUUAUUGUGUGCUUUUUCUGCUUUGCAACAGAUUGUACUAAUAGUCAUUCUAUGAUAUUUUGUUGUCUCUAAUAAAAGAAAAAAUUACUAUUAUCAUAUCAUUAUUGCCUCUUUGGUGAUGGGUGUAUUGUUCCCCAAUAUCAUUGUUCCGGAGAAGCAGAUGCUUUUAUAAGUUAUUGCCUAUUGCCUUGUCCUCCAAAGAUAUAUUUUUUUUAAACAAAAGGGGCUGCAAUCUGGAUAUAAAAGAAAGGGUUA